CAGUUUGGUGAAAAGGGGAAGAAGCUGAACUAAAGCAGAGGAUUUAAAAAUCUGAGGUUAGCUACUAGAAGCCAGGGCUCUGUUUACAAUCACCACAACGCCUUGGGAAACUUGGGCUAUCCUGCCUCCUCCUCCCGGCCCCGCCCCCUCCGCUUCCGCCUCGAACUACAGUUCCCAGGCUUCCUUGCGCACACGCACAUUCUCAGGUAUUCAAGAUGGCCGACACAGCUGCAACUGCCGGAGCCGGUGGCUCAGGAGCGGUAAGGACCAGAGUCAGCGGGAUCAGGAAUGAGGACCAUGGGGGGUUAGCUCCUUGCCUCAGAAAAAGGAAGCAGUGCGAAGAUGGGACAGGGAGAACUUCGAAAUUUCCGCAAUGAGCGACUCCGGGCCGGGGUAAAGGCCUCAUCCUCUGGCGCACCCCUCCCCCAGCCUCACCGAGCCCUUGGCGACCGGAGUUCUCAAUUGGCUAGUUCCCAGUAGAAGGCGGGGAAUUCGGAGAAAGCGCCUAAUUGGCUCAAGCUGCCCUCCCUUCUCUCUUUAUUGGUCCUGUAGUUGGCCAAUCGAAAAAUAAACUGGUGGGGGAUUUAAAAGGACUUUCCGCGUGUUGUUUUUUUUUUUCUCUAAAAAGCUGGUUGCUAACCCUAUGAUAGCUGAGAAGAAGAUUUACUGUUGAUGUUUGCUUUUGACCCUACCAGUACUUUUUUCAUAAUAUCAGAGACCUUUUUAGCGGUUGGAGGGAACAUAGAGAGAUCAGGAAGCAAGCAGGCCUCCACCCCUGCAGACAACUACUAUUUGGCACGGAGGAGGACCCUUCAGGUAGUUGUGAGCUCCUUGCUGACGGAGGCUGGGUUUGAGAGUGCUGAGAAAGCAUCAGUGGAAACACUAACUGAGAUGUUACAAAGCUACCUUUCAGAAAUUGGGAGGAGCGCUAAAUCCUAUUGCGAGCACACAGCCAGGACACAGCCAACACUGUCAGACAUUGUGGUUACACUUGUUGAGAUGGGUUUCAAUGUGGAAACUCUCCCUGCGUAUGCAAAGCGAUCCCAGAGGAUGGUCAUCACAGCACCUCCAGUCACCAAUCAACCUGUGACUCCCAAAGCCCUGACUGCUGGACAGAACAAGUCUCACCCACCUCAUAUCCCUAGCCAUUUUCCUGAAUUCCCUGAUCCUCAUACCUACAUCAAAACACCGACGUAUCGUGAGCUCGUGUCAGACUACCAGGUCCUUCGGGAAAAAGCUGCAUCACAGAGGCGUGAUGUGGAACGGGCACUUACCCGUUUUAUGGCCAAGACAGGCGAGACACAGAGUCUUUUCAAAGAUGAUGUCAGCACAUUUCCAUUGAUUGCUGCACGACCAUUUACCAUUCCCUACCUGACAGCCCUUCUUCCAUCUGAAUUGGAGAUGCAGCAGAUGGAAGAGACUGAUUCUUCUGAACAGGAUGAACAGACAGACACAGAGAACCUUCCUCUCCACAUCAGUACGGAUGAAUCAGGUGCUGAGAAAGAGAAUGCCUCAGUUCUACAGCAGAAUACUUCCUUGUCAGGAAGCCGGACUGGGGAAGAAAAUCUUAUUGAUAAUCCUUAUCUCCGGCCUGUAAAGAAACCCAAGAUCCGUAGGAAGAAGUGAAUUAGAGGAGAAUGAAGGCAUUUCCUUCUGAGUUUGUCUUUUCUACUUCUUGAUAGGAGGGAAGAAAUGAAUUAUCCACCAUUAGGCUUAGGCCUAGAAAGAGUCUCUCUGAGCUUAGCAGACAUCUUCCUUAUUUCUUUCUUUCUUGCCCACUCUCAUCUUGAGGUGUCUUAGAAUGAAACUGUUUCAACUUUUUGAGAUUGGGUGAUAUUAAUGCCGCUAUGGGAUUAAACAUCCUCCAGUAGAAUUAUUUUUCUAGAAUGCAGUUGGCCAGAGAUCUCCCAUGGCUCUUUUGUACCAUCUAGUCUAGGACUUCUCUUCCAGAUCCUAUUCUGGGAUGAGAGAAGAAAAGAAGAAAAAUCUGAAUUGCAAAGGGAUGCACACACCCAUUUCCUUUCCUGCUUAAAGAUAAAAGAGAAGUCUAGGUGACCAAACUGGGAUCUGAUAUUUUGUUGGGUGUUUGUAGAGUAGAGAGUAUAGUAUUGUACUCGGUCUAUACUGUGGGAUACAGGGAGAUUUAAUGAUUUUAUUUUCUGUCAUGGGUUUUUAUUCCUAUUAAAACCUGGAAGAUAAGGGAUGGGGAGAGAGGUGAGAAAAAGAUUCAUUUCUUUUCACUCUUUAGGACCAGGGAUUCCAUUGGCCCAAUUUGCAUUUCUAGGCAGUCCAUUCCAGAUGACUCUCCUUGGCUUUCCAGCAGUUCUGACACUGGCCCCAGGAAAGAACCUCUUCCUCUGACCUACAAAGCCCUGAGAACAUGCCCAGGCUAAAGAGGAAGCUCAGUGACUUGUUUGUUGAAUUACUUUUCAGCUUCAAGCCAGGCAUACUCAGUGAGCCUUCAUUCCUUUCUCCAUAAGAGAAAGUAAAGUUUUGUUCCCUUCCCCUGGGAUCUCUAACCCCUGAACAGGAGGUAAAUACUUAAUGGUUACUGAGCUUCUGAGGAAGCUGUGAUUAGACUAUUCCAAGCUCUUCCUUUUCUGUUGACCAGAGAACAGGUUCUUAAAAGAAAAUUUUGUGUAAGUUAUUAUACAUACUCUUGGCUAGGCAUUGAGGGAUUUUUUUUUAAUGCCAAAUGAAGAAAACUACUGGCAGGUCUCCGAAAUGAAAGAGAAAUAAGGAAUUUCCUUUAAGGUAGUUUGCCAGAGUUCUGAAAUUGUUUUGGAAAGAUAAUCUGAUCCCAUUGUUAAUUUUAUUCUCCCCUUCCCCAAUAAAUAAAACUCCUGGGCCUGAUGGUACUGCCCAUGAACUUCCUGACCAGCUAUUUUGAUGGAGAGACUCUUUUCUUAAAGAAAGAGAACUGUUUGGAAUUGAAGAGAAGUCUGCCAAUGGGGAGGUUUGGGGGUAAAAAUUCACAGUCUGACCCCUAUUUUCCAGGGCUUCUCUAUAGUUAGCUAAAGUUGCAAUACCUCUUUCACUGAGAACACUUGAAACUAUUUUCACAGACCAGUAGGCCUAAGCUUUAUGACUCUUGGGUUAUUUUCAGUUUUUAGAUAUAUGUGGUAUGGUGAGUAUAUGAAAAGUACAUGUUUUGGAGGUGCGCAUUGUAGAAGAUGAUAGGACAGAAGCAUUUACAGCCCUGUUUUGUACCCAGCUGCUCCCACAAGCACCGGGGAGGUGAUCACUGUGGUGUAUACCCAGCCUCCCUAUUGUAUAUGCACAUCAAAGAUGCCAAAAAGCAUUUCUUGGGCACCUACUUGGAGGAGUCCUUGUUAAAUAGGGCUUUAUGUUUCUUUUGCCAAGAAACCUGAGCCAUUGUAACUGAAAUAAUAUAUUUUGAGAUUUCCUGAGUAAAAUGACUCCGCGUGAGAGAAUCUGGGAAUGGACCAUUCACAUAUCACUCCUGACAAAAGGCUUGUUCAUAUAUCAUGUUGAUCCUAACUCUUUGCUAUUGUGUAAAAAUCGUACAUACUCCCAGGCACUUAUUUACGAGUUUCUAUUUUUGAUAAUUUGGAUGAGGUUUUUUUGUUUGUUUUUUAAGGAAAAAUGUGGCCAAAGCCAAAUGAAAACUGUUACCUGUAUGUGUAUAAUAAAAUCUGUGAUAUAGCUAGA
Messenger RNA from Monodelphis domestica (gray short-tailed opossum), 3672 nucleotides. It is a transcript of the gene TAF8, whose product is annotated as TATA-box binding protein associated factor 8. Gene Ontology annotation, biological process: transcription initiation at RNA polymerase II promoter. Gene Ontology annotation, cellular component: transcription factor TFIID complex. The record is from RefSeq and is a predicted model, not a curated record. Gene Ontology annotation, molecular function: protein heterodimerization activity. NCBI's taxonomy places the organism in Eukaryota, Metazoa, Chordata, Mammalia, Didelphimorphia, Didelphidae.